Mya arenaria is the source of this 1377-nucleotide messenger RNA. RefSeq names its product neuronal acetylcholine receptor subunit alpha-2-like. Gene Ontology annotation, molecular function: extracellular ligand-gated monoatomic ion channel activity; transmembrane signaling receptor activity; neurotransmitter receptor activity. The record is from RefSeq and is a predicted model, not a curated record. Gene Ontology annotation, cellular component: neuron projection; synapse; membrane. The transcript has 9 exons. The coding region runs from base 73 to 1377 and encodes 434 amino acids. Lineage: Eukaryota; Metazoa; Mollusca; Bivalvia; Myida; Myidae. Gene Ontology annotation, biological process: regulation of membrane potential; chemical synaptic transmission; monoatomic ion transmembrane transport.
AGAUUAUUGGUUUGGAACCAUACUUUUCCAGAGGCAUUCAGACAUUUAGUGGCAGGAUAGUUGAUAGCGAGGAUGUACCAUCUGGAAAUAGGGAUUAUCACACUUAUUAUUUUUCUGACUGUUGCUGAUGGCGCGUAUUCUGCUGCUAUGGAAACGGAAAUCCGGAACCAGACAGUGUACAGUUCCGGUUAUGACCCAAUAUCUCGCCCGGCGGAAGUGACGCACGUGAAAAUAGGGCUUAACGUGCUGGCUAUUGAUGAAUUGGACAUAAAAGGCCAAAAGUUAUCUGUAGCGGGCUGGCUUACACUGGAGUGGCAAGAUGACCGAUUGCAAUGGAACAAGACGGAAAAGAACGACAUUGAGUAUAUGUUUACAAAACCAAAAGACAUCUGGAAACCCGAGCUCAUUGUUGACAACUCGCUACGUGACCUCGGAGCUCUACAAGGCGGGUCCUUAAUGUUACGGGUGUUACACACGGGUCACGUGGAGUGGACCCUUCCCCAGAUCCUUACCACGUCCUGUCAGGUCGACAUCACGUAUUAUCCGUACGAUGAGCAGAAAUGCGCCAUCGAGAUUGUGAGCUGGGGGUUCCGGAUAGAUGAACUGAGUCUGGACCAUCUCUUCGAGGAAGUGAACCUCGAGGACUUUGUGCAGCAUGGCGAGUGGAUGAUUGUCGGUACUGCCCUUGAGGAUAUGAACUUAACAGAACACCUCCCGGACGGCUCUGUGGUCAUCUACCCUCAGGUCGACUUCUGGCUACACCUCAGGCGGCGGACGCAAUUUUACAACCUAAACGUUAUGAUGCCCGUGAUCCUGACCUCCAUCCUUGCUACCCUGGUCUUCAUGGUGCCAGUGGAAUCUGGGGAGAAGGUGUCCUUUGUGCUAACUGUGUUUCUCUCCCUCGCUGUGCUGCUCACUAUCGUGUCAGACUCCCUUCCACCAACUUCAAUCACCGUCUCUGUUCUAGGUGUGUACCUGGGCGUUGUCAUGGUGAUGGCAGCAUUCGGUGUGUUUCUCACCGUAUUAAUUUUGCUAAUUCAUCAUCGUCCGGGGAAUCCAGGUUCUUCGUGCGUGCUCGUCAAGAUAACCAGGAUUUGUGCGAGGGUUCUGUGUAUGGAAUUCCCGAGAGGAGACGAACAGGAGGAUGCCCAAAGCAACAUGGUUUCGCCUUUAAAGGACACCAAAGAAGCGAACGGUGGAAGCCGAGUCAACAUUACCCAGACUCGUGAAACAAGUCAAAUAAGCAGCAUUGAUGUCGAAGUGACUUGGGUGCGAAUGGCGGAAAUUCUGGAUAGGACUAUAUUCAUUCUUUUCCUGACGCUUACCCUUCUCAUCAACAUUAUCUUCGUGGCGGUGCUCGCCUACUCCAGCGGGUAA